CCCGCGGAGUCCAUGGAGACCCUGGUGCUCAGGGUGAAAGAGGCGACAAAGGUGCCAGGGGGGACAAAGGUUGGAAAGGCCUGCGUGGAUCCAGGGGGCUUCUUGGGAGAAAGGGAGACCAAGGGCUGCGUGGAAGCGUGGGACCUCCAGGAAAGAUGGGUCUGAGAGGUUUACCUGGAGUUCCCCUCUUUACGCCCUGUGAACUAAUUGCCUCUAUCCGAGAGAGAUGCGACCCCGACUCCCUGGCCUGCCCGCUCUUCCCCACUGAGCUGGCCUUGGUGGUGGAGAGGUCCGCCAAUGUCACUCCCGCUGAGUUCGACCGCAUGAAAGACGCCCUGGCCUUCCUGCUCCGGGACCUGCGCAUCUCCCAGGGCAACUGCCCCACCAGGGCCCGUGUGGCCCUGCUGUCCUAUGCCUCCACCCCCACCUACCUGCUGCGCUUCACCGACAUGCAGACGAAGGGGCUGCUCCUGCGGCGGGUGGGGGACCUGUCCUAUGUGCACUCUACCCAGAGGGGCCGCCUGGCUGCCGCCAUGAGGUUUGUGGGCCGCAAUACCUUCAAAAGGGUGAGGCCAGCCUUGCUGGGCAGGAAGGUGGCGGUGUUCCUGACCAGCGGCCGGGGCCAGGCCCAGGAGGGCAUUGGCAAGGUCGCCCUGGAGUAUGUGGCCCUUGGCAUCGUCCCGGUGGUGGUAACCUUCAGCUCCCUGCCGGUAGUGGAGCAGGCAUUCCAGAUGGACGAGACGUUCAGAGUGGUCCAGCUGCCGGCUGCGGACUCAUCCCAGGAUGUGGAGGCUCUUCGGGAAGCUGUGUUCCUCUGCACACUCUGCUUUGAUAUAUGCAAGCCCGGGAACUGCACGAAGGAGCCCCUGCUGCAGAACCCGCUGGGGCUGGACCUGGAUUUGGCUCUGCUGGUGGAUAACUCCCCCCUCGCCCUGCCAGUCGGGAGCCUGGGGAGAGUUGCCCAUCUCUUCAGCAGCAUCCUGGACCAUUUGAAAAUCUCUCCCCACCCUGAGCGGCAUGACAGUGGUACCCGUGUCUCCCUGGUCCUGAUGGGGCCCUCGAGCGCUCACCUAGCUUCUGGAGAGGUCUUGUGGGAGUUUCCUUUCACCCAGCAUGGCUCUAGAGAGAGGAUCAAAGAGCAUCUGCAGCUCUCACUGGCUGCCAGGGAGGCAGCAAUGCCGGCCAGCCAAGCCAUGGAAUGGACCCUGCGCCAGGCAUUCCGGGAGAGCCCUUCACACAAGCUACGGGUGCUCUUUGCUGUAGUUACCAGGGAAACUGACCUGUGGGACCAGGAGACGCUACCAGAGCUGUCCCGCUUUGCCCAGUGCGGGGUGUUUGCCAUGUUCAUCCUAGCCCUGGGCCCGGAGGGGGCUGGCAGGCAGGAAGGGAUUGUGCCAGAGCCGCUGGCUUUCCCAGCGUGGAGAUACCACUUCCUGCGGCUUGGCUCAGUCCAGGAGCCGGAAAUGGAGUAUGCAGAGAGGAUGGUUCUGGGGUUCCUGAGGAACCUGCUGGUGGAAAGUCAACGGCGUCCCCUGGAACGCGCCAGUGCUUGGUGUCAGCUGGAGCUCUCCCCCACCAAUCCUACUGCUACGCCUCCACCUCCAGUGAGCCCAGAUGGGGUCUCCAAACCUGGUGCUCUGCCUCAAGAUGGGAUGGAGGCCACCACCAUCAGCCCCAGUGAGGUGAGAGGUGUUGUGGACGGUGACGAUCCGUGCUUCCUGGGCAAAAACUCUGGCGUCAAGUGCACCAGCUACUCCUUAUUGUGGUACUACCGGGUGGACACGGGUUCCUGCGACCGCUUCUGGUAUGGUGGCUGUGGCGGCAAUGCCAACCGGUUCAACAGUGAGCAGGACUGCAUCCGCGUGUGCAUUGACCGAAGUACGAGUGCAGCCGGGCUUGGGGAAGAGAAGAACUUGACUCAAGCUGUGUGCCUGGAGGACAGAGACACAGGCCCCUGCCACUCCUUCACCUUGAAGUGGUUCUUUAACAAGACCCAGCCUGCGCGCUGCACCCCCUUUUGGUACGGUGGCUGCGAAGGAAACAGGAACAGGUUUGAGACCCGGGAGCUGUGCGAAUCCACCUGCCUGCCCUUAGCAGGGCAGAUGCUGCUGCUGCUGCAGCAAUCUGCUGGGGAGUCCCUGCAAGCUGACGACGAGUCCAGGCCUGGCUGUGCAAGUGGGGCAGAUGUGUGAGGAGCAACCAGGAGAGAGGGAGAGAGAGGGGAAGCUCAUGGCAUCUUUUGUCAUGCAGUCAGGUUAAGCUGCUCCCCAUCCUCUGCUACUGAACAACCAGACACCCUUAUGCACAGGGCACAUGUUACAUGGAAGCUGUGGCUUUUAAUAUGCAAUGAACUAAAUCUCCCCCAACACACACACCCCCGCCCCAGGCUGCAGCCAGCAAGUUUGCAUAGUAUUCUGCUUGCUGUCGCUGGUGCUCCCUUCAUAUCUGCUCCUUGCUAGGGUGACCAGACAGCAAAUGUGAAAAAUCGGGAUAGGGGGUGGGGGGUAAUAGGAGCCUAUAUAAGAAAAAGUCCCCAAAAUCGGGACUGUCCCUAUAAAAUCGGAACAUCUGGUCACCCUACUCCUUGCCCAUGUGGCUAGCUGGGACACCACAUCCCAGUUUCCAAUACACGUAUGCCAAGAGAUCCCAGAGUGUCUCCCCCUUCACACCCAGGGUGGCCUCCAGCCACAAACCCGAUCUCGCUUUUCAUUAAUGUAAACAUCUUGUAAAGGUGGCUCAACUGGGAGGCCGGAACGACACACAGCACACAUUAAAGGGACAGAUACCAGGAUGAGUAAGGCUUCCUGGACUUUUGAUGUUACCCCGCAUUGUUCAUUUUGGGUGUUUGUCCCCAAAGGGUCAUCGCUGAUUUGCAGGGAACAGAGCAAAGCGAAACAGCCACAUGGUGUGGGAGGGAAAGUUUUAUUUGAUUCUAAUCCAUCCCUGUAUAAACCCUCAUGAUGUUUGCGGAUGAGAGAAUCGGCACCUGGAAAAAUGCACAAAUAUGUUGGCGGCAGAUUUUUGAAAUAGCCGUGCAUCCUACAGCUCCCAUUAAGCCACUUAAAUAAGUGGCUGGCUGGAGUUCAGCAAGAGCUGCUGGGAGCUGAGCCAUCGUGAGGACCUGGUCCUCUCUCUCCCUGGGCUGUCAUGUCCCAAAUCUUGGCCCACUUUUGUAUAUGCAGAUAAAUGAGGCAGUUGUAUAACUUGUUGCCUGACUGGCACGUUUGGGCAUGCCCAGCAGGCGGGUGCCCCUUUUUUGCAAGUGCGGUCUCUCGCAGCCCCAGAGCUGGAGAGCGGCGCUGAAACUCAGCCCCUCAUUCUUGUAAGAGAUUUUGCUGCUCUGUGCCUAGAAUCUGUUAAAAUGUAAAAUGAUAUUUUUUAAA
Molecule: messenger RNA, 3383 nt
Organism: Terrapene triunguis (Three-toed box turtle)
Lineage: Eukaryota; Metazoa; Chordata; Testudines; Emydidae
Product: collagen alpha-6(VI) chain-like
Exons: 12
Coding region: 156-2192 (678 amino acids)
Molecular function (GO): serine-type endopeptidase inhibitor activity
Source: RefSeq, a predicted model, not a curated record